UGGAAGCCAGUUUGUUUAUAGUUUUACAAGUUUUUAUUUUAUCAAUUGCAUAUGCCAUUUAACAUUGGUAUUAUAGAAUGUAUCGCCCACGACGUACCUCAGAGUUUCACGAUGACGGCCGGGAUGAUGGUGGCGUCGUUAACAAACGCCAAACGAGGUCGCUAUUGCGAAAUACGACAUCAUCCUCCAUUAGUAAGCCAAACCACAGAGAUUGGCAGCCGCAGUCUCGGCUUACCCAGUAUAACCAGGAUCGCGAACGUGGCACGCCCCUCCGCACGGGUCCGCCGCCCACGAUGAAACGGAGCCUGGCCAAUGGGAAUGCGGUGACGCCGAUGCGGCAUCGGCAGGCUUCGUCGUCAGAGCGGCCGGUUGUAUUUCACACUGACAAAAAGUGGGUGCAGGAGCAGGCACAGAUGAUAGCCGAAUAUCUGGAUGAGAUGGUGCAAACUUAUGCGCUGUCUAAUUUCCCAAGCGAUUUCUUUAGUCGAGGCGCCGCGACAUUGCGUCAAAUGACAAUGAAACAGUUUGUGGGCAUUGUGAACUUCCUUUUGCACUUCAUUUGGCCGAAUCGCACCACCGUGGGCAGCAAUCACGUUGAGGAUAUAACAAACGCAUUGCACAAGCUCAACUAUCCAUAUCAGGUGAAUAAGUCCUGGCUAAUGACACCCACCACACAGCACUCGUUUGGCCAUGUCAUUGUCAUGCUUGACUUCCUUAAGGACUUCGCGCCGUCGUCGCAAAAGCAACAGGCAUUCGGCCAAUACGAGGAGUUUCCCUUUAUGGAGACCAGCGAGCAGGCCAGCUAUGUGCAGAACACACAGGAUUCGAUGGCUCUGUCUAACACACAAAUGGGCAGCGUGAUACUCAACGAGGAGACCACUCAGCUGCUGUUUACGAAAUCCGCCGAGUGCUUUGCCGUUUGGGACAAGCAGAAGGUGGACGAGUAUGUGGUGCUGAAACGCAACGUCAGCGAUCAAAUUGUGAAAAGCAUUUGUGACUUGCCCGACACUGCGAGUCUGGACGCGGACAUUGUGCGACAGCAGAGCGAGCUACAGCAGCUGGAGGAGCAGCUCCAAAAACCCCGCAGCGGCAACAACGAACAUCUGGAGCAGCUAACCGCCCAGCAUCAGCAAUUGGAGCAUAAGCUGCAUACAAUGCAAGCCAAUACGGAGGAGUAUCGCGAGAAGAUCGAACGGCUCAAAGCAACCGCUGCCCAGAAUGUGGACACCAUGAAAGCACUGCGCAAGCAGCGACAGCAACUGCACCGGGAAUUGGGUCAGCAGAAGUGCAGCGCUGAACAGUUUCAGGCCAAGAAGGGUGUGCUCGGUGAUCUGGAGACCAAGGAAAAGUUCUACAAUCGGCAACUGCGCGAGUUCACCGAGCGCGGCUACGAUCAGCAGGUGCGAUUCUCGCGUGCCAAGAAACAGCUGCUGGACAAGGUGGAGAAGUUCAAUACGCAUGCGCAGAACAUUGGCCUCGACUCGGACAUAUGCAGUGCCAGCGAGAAGGAUAAGUUGGAUUUGGUGUUGUCGCUGCCGCUGCAGCUCGGUGACAUCCAGGCGCGCAACCGUCGCCUCACCAAGCUGAGCACAAUGCUCGAGCAGCGUGGGGAGCAGCACAAGGAGCGCCUGCGGUGCCUGGAGCAGUACAUCACCGAGCUGACGAAGCAAAUCAGAAAUAUCGAUGGGGUCAACAAACAAUUGAAUAACCAGAUUCAGUCAUAUGAGCAGCAAAUGGAGCAACUGCAUCACAGCCAUCAGGAGAAGGAGGCCAUGUGGACGCAGCAUCAACAUCAGCAUGAUGAGCGCAAGGUUGAGCUCAACGCAAAGCUCGAGCAACUGCAGCUGGAGCAGCACGACCUAACCCAGCAAUUGGAUAACAUGCGCAAGGAGAACGAAGCCCUCCUCAGCAAUGCCGAGCAGCGACACGCCGAGAUCAUAAGCGAGCGCGAAGAAUUCUGCAGGCAGUACAGACAGCAGCUGGACGAUGGCGAAGAACACCUCAAGAAGAUUGAUGCAAUAAUUGCGCAGAACGACAUCAGAAUAGCCAGCAUCGAAAAGCAACUGCAAGACAGCAAGCUGACACCGUUUGAAGACGUGCUGGACAAGGUGUUCAAAAAUCUGAUAAAUAAUUAA
Drosophila arizonae is the source of this 2135-nucleotide messenger RNA. It is a transcript of the gene Ndc80, whose product is annotated as kinetochore protein Ndc80. Gene Ontology annotation, biological process: attachment of mitotic spindle microtubules to kinetochore. The record is from RefSeq and is a predicted model, not a curated record. Gene Ontology annotation, cellular component: Ndc80 complex. NCBI's taxonomy places the organism in Eukaryota, Metazoa, Arthropoda, Insecta, Diptera, Drosophilidae.